Molecule: messenger RNA, 3871 nt
Organism: Hyla sarda
Lineage: Eukaryota; Metazoa; Chordata; Amphibia; Anura; Hylidae
Gene: NPDC1
Product: neural proliferation, differentiation and control 1
Exons: 10
Coding region: 102-1004 (300 amino acids)
Cellular component (GO): membrane
Source: RefSeq, a predicted model, not a curated record
GGCGGUUGCUCGCUCCAGCCCAGUGCGCGCUCCCGCCUCGUCUGUCAGUGAUCGCUCCGGCCGGAGACACGAUGCAGCCGCUCCCCGGAUCAGCCUGAGACAUGGGGGGAUCUAGUGGAUCGGGGAUCCCUGUGGGGACCGCCGUGUGCUGCUGUCUGCUGCUCCUGGCCAUGUGCACCGGGAGCCCAGGUGAGAGACGUGACAGAGCAUCACUAUGCCGCAACAGUCUGAACUGUCCCCUACACAAGAGAGAGGUCUGUCCUCACGGCUCGACGGAGUGCGGCCCUUGUAUACACGGAUACCAAGAAAACAGCAAAGGAAAAUGCGAGGAGGCAAAACAAGUGAAGGUGAGGGGCCCAGAAGCAGUCAUUGACUUCCUGGCCUCCAUUCUAGAGAAGCAGACGCCGCCACGUGUAGAAUUUGCACAGCAAGUAAACGCCACGACGUCCCAGGCUCCUCCUCCGCCUCCUCCACCGGCAGAAGGACCAUCGGGGCGAAACAACGUACCAGGUGCUCCUAGACCAACAAGGCGACCUCCCAAUGACGCUGUGCUGCUAGGUGUCGUGGUGGCGUGUGGGGUCGCCGGACUCCUGGCUUUGAUCAUUGCUGGCGGGUGCUGGUGCAGAAUGCGCAAGGAGAUGAAGCUGGCAGAACGGACAGACUACCCCGCAUACAAGCAGUCUCCCCCUCCGCCAUAUGAGAACACGUCGCCCGGUGAUAAAAAAUUGGCCCAAAAUGCCCAAAUGUAUCACUUCCAGCACCAGAAGCAACAGAUGAUCUCCAUGGAUAAAAAUAAAGAGCUAAAACACCCGGAUUCUGCCAUCACGUCGGACGAAGAGAAUGAAGACGGUGAUUUCACAGUAUACGAGUGUCCAGGUUUAGCCCCAACAUAUAAGCAGCAUUUACAAUCUGGGCCCCUAAAGUAUCAGACAGGAGAAAUGGAGGUAAAAAAUCCGCUCUUUGACGACUCCUCCCUCCACCACCCGACCAAUGGCCAUCACUAGCCAACUCCGCCUGCAAACCAAGACCCAGUUCUGAAAAAAAAAUCAAUAAAGCUCAAGACGUCAAAAAAAAAUUCCAUAAACGUUUUGAGAUUUUUUUUCCUGAAUAUGAUCAACUAUUUUGUUUUAUUUUAAAUAUUAUAAUGUUUUUUUUUAAUUUAGCAAAAAAAAAAAGGACUGUUUUCAGCUCCACUGGCAGUGACAAAAUAGUAAAGACUGUUAAACAAGUGACGACCCGUCGCCCGGAUACUCCGACCUCUUUUUAUUUUUAUUUUUAUAAUUUAAAAUAUAUUUUUUUUUUUUCCUUUUUUCUUUUUUUCCAUUUGAAUCUUCUCCUUCUUUGGCGAAGAUGGGAUGGUCACGUGUUCAUGACAGCGAGCGAGAGGGAAAUCCGACCGUCUCAGACUGGAGAAUCUACCUUCCGAGUGCACAGAGCCAGUCUGGAGCUCGGCAGCUUGUUAUCCAUAUCGGUUCAUUAUGUGUCCGGAGAUAAAAAAAAAAAAGAAGAUUGAUUGUUACUUCCUUGAAUAACAUUUGCACUUUUAUAAACAUAUUGUAAUGUAUCCCGAUAUAUAUACAAUGUAUCCGUUACCCAGAUGGCAUUUAAAGCCAUACUCCCUUCAUGGUUUACGUUGCUGUCUUGUUUUGUCUAAAAAAAACAAAAACAAAAAAACAAUCACAGGUAGGGCCGUACAGUCUGAAAAAAAAAAGUGAUAUAUUUUCUUGCAGGAAGAUAAUUUUGGGGGGUAGCUUCCCCUUUAAGACGGAACGCAACCCGCCUGGUGUCCCUUACACGCAACCUUUGCAGGUAUGUCAGAAUAUAGCAAUGCAGAAAUGAAUACUCUGACCUCGCUGUGUUUUAUAUGUAGGUUUGUGCAUGUCUGUAUGGGACAUGUGCUAAGUUAGUGUUUCCCAACCAAAGUGCCUCCAGCUGUUGCAAAACUACAACUCCCAGCAUGCUGGGAGAUGUAAUUUUGCAACAGCUGGAGGCACACUAGCUAGGAACAGAGUACUACAUAGUUAAAAGGGUCCGCUUUAAACAGUGGUUUGUGCAUGUCUGAAUGGGACAUGUGCUAAGUUAGUGUUUCCCAACCAGUAGGCCUCCAGCUGUUGCAAAACUAUAACUCCCAGCAUGCUGGGAGAUGUAGUUUUGCAACAGCUGGAGGCACACUAGUUAGGAACAGUGUACUAGGUAGUUAAAAGGGUUUGUGCACGUCUGUAUGGGACAUGUGCUAAGUUAAUGUUUUCCUAACUAGUAGACCUCCAGCUGUUGCAAAACUACAACUCCCAGCAUGCCCGGACAGCCGUUGGCUGUCCGGGCAUGCUGGGAGUUGUAGUUUUUCCACAGCUGGAGGCACUCUGAUUGGGAAAUACUGUACUAUGUAGUUAAAAGGGUCCACUUUAAACAGCGCCACCCCUGUCCAUAGGCUGUGUCUGGUAUUGCAGCUUAUCCCCCAUACAAGGGAAUUGGAUUGCACUGCAAUACCAGAUGCUGUCUAUACAGCCAUGUUUUUCUAACACUGGACAGUUCCUUUAACCCUGCUUUUUGAAGCUGCGCUACCCAUUUGAAGAGGGGUACUCCAGCAUUUGAAAACAUAUCCCGUUUCCACAGGAGUGGGGAUGAGUGUUUGAUCGCGGGGGGUCCGAACGGGACCUGAAUCUCCCCAUGCAUGGAGUAGGUUCGACCCGCCUCCUCUCUGCAUUCUCUAUAGGUGCGUUGGUGAUAUUUUGAGCGAUCUACCCGGCUAUAUCCGGCGCUCCUAUAGCGAAUGCAUGGAUGGGGGGAGUGUCUGUCCGGCCACAGGUAUAGGGGGGGGGGUACUUCUUUAAGAUUGCAGGCUGCAGAGGACAUGCUGGGAUCUGGGAAGAGGCAUCGGGUAAGAAGGUAAAUUAUUGAGCACCAGAGUUAUAUAACUUUAUAGACAUAACAGUCCUGCCCUAAUCCAAUAUGGAGCACAGGGUCUUCCUUCCCUUCGGGGAGUGUUUGAGGACACCCUAUUUACCUCUACAGACCCUAACGCAGUGUGUCCCAACCAGUGUGCCUCCGGCUGUUGCAAAACUACAACUCCCAGCAUCUUAGAGUUGCAGUUUUGCAACAGCUGGAGGUCCAUAGUUUGGAGACCACUAGUGUAUAGUCAUCUGUAAAACAUGUUUAAUCACAGGGCUCCGAGGAAAGAUGAAAUUGCCCAAAACUCAGUCUAGAUCUCACCAUGUGCGGCCAACUUAUCCAGGAUUACAAAUCAUAGCUGAUUUCCGAAACAAAAUAAAAAUAAAAAAUAGCGCCACUCUUGUCCUCAGGUUGCCCCUGGUAUUACAGCGCAGUUCCAUUGAAGUUAGUCAAGCUGAGUUGUAAUACCACACACAACCAGGUGUGGGGCUGUUUAUGGAAGAAUGCAGCUAUGUUUUUCACAUCCUGGAUAACCCUUUUAAAGUCUCUCAUCUCAAUUACGUAGAGAGAUGUAUAUAGGGUUGUCUCUUUAUCAAAAUUGGGAGGGAGGGGGGGGGGGGUCCAUAGUAGUCCAAGCACCCAGACCCCUCCACCCAUGUGACCUCCUGAAAUGACCUCUGCAGUCUGUCACCUCCCCCCAAUCAUGGACGCAGACCAUAUCUAGUGCUGGUGAGGAGGUUUCCUGUGUCAUUGUAUGCGUCUACAGGGUCGCUCAGCAGGGGGCGCUGUUUCCAAUCCGUAUUGCACUACUUGUAGAUUCCAUCAAUCACAGCUGAGAACAGUAAAACCGUCAUUUUUCUUUUCUUUGCACAAAUUGUAAUUGUAAAAUAUGAGAGAAUUAUUCUGUGUCUGUCCGUGUCUUUCCUUUUGCAGAUGCUAUUCCGCUCCUUUUACCAAUAUAUUAGACAUUUUAUUUAUCUCA